This is a messenger RNA of Acanthocheilonema viteae, 771 nucleotides long. The record is from the annotation of a GenBank genome assembly. NCBI's taxonomy places the organism in Eukaryota, Metazoa, Nematoda, Chromadorea, Rhabditida, Onchocercidae.
AUGAACGUGAAUGGCAAUGAUAAUGGUGUAGAUGAUGAUUUAACGGUGUCGCAAGGUUGUUAUCUGUUGGAAGAAGCACAUAAAUGUAUUAUGGAAGCCCUCAGUCUAUUAUCAGGACCAGAUAAGGACUCCGAAUUGGCGUUAGAUAGACAUACCUUCCGAUUAGCUGUUCAUGCACUUCGACGCGGUGUACUCGCUGUACAUGUUAUUGAGUUAUUUCCAAGUGGCCUUUUUGAAGAAUUGGCCCGUGCGGAGCAUGAAAAAGCUAAGGGAAAAGUAUCUACUGAGUUUAUGCGAUGUGAUGCGUGUGAUUGUGGACAUGUAUAUGUUAGUGAUGACGAUUCGGAUUCUGAUUCUGAUAAUAUGAAAACAAAUCAUAUAAAGCGACAGACUGUAAAUGUGGUUGACGGACUGAGACGCCAUUUAGUCGGUAUUACGUUGAUGUGUUACUCUAUUUUGCUUUUGUACUAUAUAGUUCACACCAAACGUGAAGAAUCUAAUUUUAUCCUUGCACUGGAUUAUUGUAACCACGUUUUAUCGUUCGUUCCUGGCACUGGCACUUCGUUGUUUGAUAGAGAAUUAGCGCUUUUACAUGCACGUCAUCUCAUGGAAAAUUGUAGAUACGAUGAGUCUGAAAUUGACCGAACAGUAAAUAUUUGUUUGAUGUUGUUUGAAGAAGAGCGAAAACGGGAAUUGCGCGACGCUGGGCGAAUACAUUAUUUACAAAUCGUUCAUGCACCUUGUAAGGACAAAGUGGCGUUCGGUGGAUAG